CUCACCGUCAUUUGUGCCCACCUGCUGACACCCUCUGUCGUUACACUCUGCACUGCCAGGACUCAAGUACUCACCUCUGGAGACUCUCGUACUCAGACGGUUGAUAGGCUGUGACCCCGAGACUGCCGACGGACGACCGUAGCGAGCGGCCCGCUGCUCCAUCAGUGGGAACUCCACCUCGCGCUGGCCACCCUUGCGCAGAGUUGGUAUGAGCCGACCGAUGAAGGAGCUGGAAAGACAGAGAUGGGAGCGCAUGCUUUCAUGGCUGCAAGAUAAGCAUGGCAUGGAUACCAGUGAGCAUGGAUUUCAUGUCGAGGCCAGGGCAGUUGAAGGUGCGGGCAGGGGAUUGUUCGCACUCAGGGACUGUCUGCGGGGAACGACCCUGUUCAAAGUGCCUUCUACCGCGCUCAUGAACAGGACGACGGUGGCGAAGCUGUAUCCUCGGCUCCGUGAACGUAGACUCUCUGGCAUCCAUCUGGUCACGUUGCAUCUUCUGCUUCACAGGCCUCCAGGCGACGAUGACUCUUCAGAUCCCGUCUUUGGACCUUACAUCUCGACAUUGCCUCGGGACUUCUCCAGUCACCCACUUCAUUGGAUGGUGAAGCAGGAACUGAAACAGGACGACGUUUGGGAACGCAGGACUUUCGUACAUUUGCCGCCAAGCGCUGCUGAAAAGCUCUAUGCUCUUCACAAGCGUUUUUGGAACGACUGGAAGAUCGUAUCGAGCGUUCUUGCCGAGGACCAAGCUAAGCUCCCCCAAUCGUCGCGAACGGACAUCGUAUCAACGUCCCUCGAUAUUGUCAAGGAUGCCACUCUGACCUUGGGCUACUUGUGGGCUUGGUUAAACGUCAAUACGCGAUGCAUUUUCUACCGUAUCCGAGCCAAUCGGGCAGAUCCAGAUAAUUUCACGCUCUGUCCUGUGUUAGACUUCGCAAACCAUUAUCAUGGCCAAACCCACAUCUUUCCUGUUAUCGACUCAGAGCCGUGGAGCGCCGAGACCAAGAAGUUGCCGAAAUAUUUCACGUUCUUCAGUCCAUCUCAAGAGGGGUUAACCAAGGGCCAAGAACUGUACCUGCGGUACGGAAGCCACUCUAACAGCCUCUUGUUUGCCGAGUACGGCUUCGUCAAUGUUGUUCCUGGAGGAGCAAUCAAAAGCGGCGAAUAUCCCGGUGAAGUGGAUGUUGAAGAGCUCGUAGAAUAUCAAUUCACCGAGAAGGGAUCACUGGGUGCUCGCAUGAAGUCGGCGCUGGAGGAUGAAGGUUACUGGGGUGACUGGACGCUACACAGCGCACCGACCCCCGCGCAUCCCUCAUACCGGCUGAUGGUGGCGCUACGUCUUUUGCACGCACUCGAAUCGAACAACGCACGAGACCACGAACAGGAUACCGCAUUUGAAUCUGUCUUGGAGAUCUGGCGUAAUGUGAUCUCCGGGUAUGCGGAUUACAUAUCGCCUCAAAACGAGGAACAAUGGAGGCGGACGCUGCUUCAUAUUUGCGAGCGUAUCACCGACCGGGCACACACGCGCUUGGAGACUCUUUCCACGCUCGAGCUGAAUACUCGGACCGAGGAAAGGAGUUGGCGGAGAUGGAUGACAGGAAACGUGGUGGCUUUGUGGACCGAGGAGCGCGAUGUCGCGGAAGCUGUGAAAGCCAGUAUAUUGUCCGGUGUGGAGUUUUGA
This is a messenger RNA of Dichomitus squalens LYAD-421 SS1, 1678 nucleotides long. RefSeq names its product SET domain-containing protein. The transcript is spliced from 6 exons. The record is from RefSeq and is a predicted model, not a curated record. Gene Ontology annotation, biological process: peptidyl-lysine monomethylation; peptidyl-lysine trimethylation. NCBI's taxonomy places the organism in Eukaryota, Fungi, Basidiomycota, Agaricomycetes, Polyporales, Polyporaceae. Gene Ontology annotation, molecular function: protein-lysine N-methyltransferase activity. The coding region runs from base 209 to 1678 and encodes 489 amino acids.